Molecule: messenger RNA, 4930 nt
Organism: Magallana angulata
Lineage: Eukaryota; Metazoa; Mollusca; Bivalvia; Ostreida; Ostreidae
Product: ecdysone receptor-like
Exons: 10
Coding region: 625-2085 (486 amino acids)
Biological process (GO): positive regulation of transcription by RNA polymerase II; cell differentiation; ecdysone receptor signaling pathway
Cellular component (GO): nucleus
Molecular function (GO): nuclear receptor activity; RNA polymerase II cis-regulatory region sequence-specific DNA binding; zinc ion binding
Source: RefSeq, a predicted model, not a curated record
GUGUGGAAUCAUGAAAGAACUACGGAAGGAUUUGCAUCCUGCAUGCCGCUGGUAUCUUUCUGCUUGGUUGCCUUUUAGGUCCCGGCGGAAACGUGGAAUGUAAUGGCCAUCGUAAAGGGAGAAUAGGUAUAGUGAUGUCUGAGGUGAAUCGGCGGCCAAGUUAUCCAACAGCCCUAAUAAUCUUUGAUGUUUUGACGGACAGUCCAAAGUGUCAUCCAUCAAAAUAGAACCACUUAUUGAGCUGGUACCCACCGCAAAUCGGAUCUCCAUUUGCAUUUGGGAGCAUGACCUUGAGUUGACCCAGGAAUGACCUCGAUAUGACCUGAGGAAAAAGCCAAUUUCAGCACCGAUGGUUGCACGGAGGAUGCUAGGAUGUCCUUUGGCCAAUCCGAUGUAUUGAUCUAAGGCACCAUCAGUUUAUACAUUUCUUCUUUGGUCAGACGGUCAAAUGCAUACUGCUGGAGAAAUGAGAAAAGCCUGCGCGGACAAUGGAUAGUAAAUUAAAGUAUAUGAUUGAAGAUAAAGAGAUUUCUUAUGACAUCAUUUGAGGAAGAAAAAAGUGAAAGGUGUUUGACCUUGACCUUCCCCUUCUUGUGUCAAGGAUAAAAUGAAGCUGAGAUCCCUAUGUCUGCAAUCGUGGCGUACCAACAUCCUAUUCACCCCUAUAACAUGCAUGGGCAGUAUCCAGAUCUAUUUAUAGAUCCGUCCCGAUACUCGCCCAUCAUGGGGAAGAUACUUCAUGACGAUCCUCACCCCGACCCUCAAACCUCCCUAGACAAUAUGGUCCUGAGCCCCUCCGGCCCGUACAUCCCCGGGGAGGGGGACUACCAGUAUGGUCAGUCAGACAGGAUGGUCACCAGUACCAUAAACGACAAGAAGAAGAAGGGGGCGGGCGUUCCCGGCAAGAGCAUCGAGGAGGAGCUGUGUCGGAUCUGUGGGGACCGGGCCUCGGGAUACCACUACAAUGCUCUCAGUUGCGAAGGUUGUAAAGGGUUUUUCCGUCGCAGUAUUACUCGAGGUGCUUCAUAUAACUGUAAAUAUGGCGGAAACUGCGAGAUGGACAUGUGGAUGCGGCGGAAAUGUCAGUCAUGUCGCCUCAAAAGAUGUCGAGAAGUUGGCAUGAAAGAAGAAUGUCUAUUAUCAGAGGAGCAGUGCAAAGCCAGAGAUGCACGACGGAAGGCCAAACAACGAUAUACUCAAAAUGUACAUGAAGGCAGCUCAGAGAAAAAGCCGGCCUUGAACCCCGAGUGCAGCAACUCAAACUCGGGGGAAGGGAUCGAGACGAAAGCCCAGUCUCCCCCCGAAGUCAAGUUUGCCUCCACCCUGUCCCCAUAUGCUAUCAUUGACUCCCGGCCGAUACAGUCGGUGUGCGAGGACACUCGGAAACUGAUAGAGAAGCUCGUCAAACUCCAGGACAAGUUCGAGUUUCCCGAAGAGUCCAAAGUGAAUAAUGCUAUUGAUAUCGACACGGCAAAAGAAGAAUCAGGGGAACAUGUGCUCAGCAGCCUCUCCAAGAUGACUGUCCUUAUCACACAUCUUAUUGUUGAGUACGCCAAAAGUCUGCCGGGAUUCUCCAAACUCAACAAAGAGGACCAAAUUAUAUUGCUCAAGGCAGCUUCAAGCGAAGUGAUGGCACUGCGAGCCAGCCGUAUGUACGACCCCGCCUCCAGGUCAAUCAUUCUAGCCAAUGGCAUUCCACUGACCAUGGACAAUAUGGUGGCAACUGGCCAAACAAAGGAAUACACCGAGCUGGUCUUCAAACUCUGUCAUGACAUGGCCGACCUUAACUCGGACAAUGCCGAAUAUGCCCUCUUUACGGCCAUUAGUAUAUUUUCAGCUGACAGGGCGGGGUUGACAAAUCGAGACCUGGUGGAACAGAUCCAAAAAGUGUACGUAGACGCUCUCGAGGAGUACGAAAACAAGAAACGGGUAAAAGGAGGGUGUGGGCUGGCCAAGUAUCUGUUACGGCUGAUUGACCUGCGGAACAUUAGUGCAGAACACUCCAAAAUGCUGACAGUUCUCCCCAUUGAUGAGGAAGCGAUGCCUUCUGUUGUCCGGGACAUUUAUAUGCAGAGUGACAAGUGAGCAUUGGUAAUGGACUCAGAAAGAGGAGCAAAACGGGAAAACUUGGGACUGUCUAUGUGAAGACAGAGAGGAGAAAUUUUUAUAGAAAGAAUGAAAUAAAUGAUGGACUUUUAAGUUAAUUUAGUGGCAUUUUUGGUGCAAGACUUGUGGAAAAGAAUUUAUUGAAAAUGAGUUCUUGAGGAGAAGAGGAGAGAGAGAAUUAUUAUGUAAUUAUCAUAUUUAGCAUGUGUGAGGUUUUUUUUUUAAUGAUUUUCAAACAUCUAAUGUUGAAAAAAAAUUGUAUACAUAUAUUAUUAUUGUUUGUGUGUACGUUAAAAGGGGGAAAUUCAGUAUGUUUCAAACUUUCCAAGAGUUGCAUCCCCUAAUCUUUGGAUAUGGUUUUGGAUUGUUGUUAUGGUGAGUUACUAUGGUAACAGCCAUGGUUUCUGUCUGUUAACUUCCAACUUCUGCUCAAUAGCAUUGCAUUUGUGUUCAUAUGGACUUUAGUGACUCGUGUAUGUAUGUAUGUAUACAAUAUUUGUUUUUUUUUUAUCUUUCCAUUUCAUUUUACUUUUCUGUUCGUAGAAAUGAGUUGUUCCAUUGCUAUGUAAAUUUCUAUUUUGAGUCAUAGCACAUGAGAAAAAAGUUGUUUUUAAUUCAGGGACUUGUUGUUUAGUAUUGUACAUACAGAUGCCUUCUCAGGUUAAUUCCUGAAUUUAAGUUAAUUUCAAGUCAAUUUCAGGUCAAUUUCAGGGCAGCGAAAUUAGAUACUGAAGUAAGUAUUAGUAAAAGAAAAAUUAUGUGUGUGAUUUUAUUUAAGUUUUUACCUCCAAAGAUAUCUCAGUUAUACUCAGUUGAAAUUAGAAUAAUUGCAAACAAAUUCAACGUGUAAAUAUGCAAAGAAUUAGUUAAUUUAUUGCAUGCAUGUCCUGUAUGAAUAGCAAAGUCUACAACAUCAAUUUAAAUAAAUGUUUUAACACCUUAAUUCAAAUAUCAAUUGAAAUGAAAAUUUAGCUUAGCUGUACAGUUAGGUUAUCAUCCGUAACAGAACCCAUUGUCACACAUAUUUUGGCACUCUGAUUUUCUUUAACUUCACUGCCCCCUUGUUUUGCAUCAGUUGAUUUGCAGAUCUAGCUAGAACCCAAAAACUUAAAAACUUUCAUGCAAAGAAAUUGAUCUCAAUAUUAAGUUUGAUUUGGCAAAACUUUAUCUUUUUACAGGGGGAAUGAGAAAAGGGUAACUAUGUUGACUGUAUUUUGUUAUACAGAAUCUGGCCUAAAUAAAUGAUUCUAAUUUGGCAGUCGGUAAAAAAGUUGCAUUUGCAAACUGCCUUUACCCCUUAACUACCCCAUCCCCACCCGUCAUCCGCCAGGAAUUCGGAUGGGCCAUCUUGUUGUUUAAAACGUUUUUUUCAUUCCCUUGGAUGUGUUGCCAUUUUACCUCGUGUGUCACGUGACUCUUUUUUCCUUUUGCCGAGCCUUGUCUAACAUAUCUGUUACUUUUCUUACCUUAAGGGUGUUAAAACAUCAAAACAUGCAUUCAAUAGUUCAUAAUUCAUUACAGUAUCUUUUAAACAUAAAAAGGGAAUAGUAAACUAAACGCAAUGGUUACUAUAUUUAUGAAUUAUCUUCAGCUUUAAUUUGGUUAUCUAGUAAAAAGGGAGGGGGCUGGAAAAAAGGACUUGUCUGUAAUCAUUUUGUAUGGACUUCAAAAUGUUCGUAUUUUUUGUUUCCAAAGAAUGGCAAUGGAGGAGCCCGUGUUAAUUAAUGAAGUAUUUGUUUAAUAUCCGCUGAAUUAAAAAUCUUGGCAAAAACGCAAUAUGAAAUCAAGUUCUUUGGAAGAUGCAGGUUGUUAUAAAAUUGUCCGUUAAUUUCAUAAACAGCGCAAAAUCUGAAACUUUACACCCGUUGACAAAACUAUCAAGCUAAAUGUUCGACAUUCAAGUAGUCUUAAAAAAUUGAAAAUUUCUAGUGCUGUAAUUGUAGAACGACUGCGUUAAUAAAUAAUGCAACUGUAUUUAUAAGUAACGGUUUUUAGUUCAUUUGUUUUCUUUACUCUUUCCAUGUAAGCUUCUAGUUACAGGAUGAAGUAAACGUGGAAAAUGCAUACACUAAAUUUUAAACAGGAAAAUAUCCCGCAUCUUUCUUUUAUUUUUUUUAUCCGUUAUCAUGUGCAUAUUUUUCCUGUUGGUAAAAAAAAAUUGUUUUAUGUUAUGUGUUAUUCUGUAAAUUUGUUCAAUUUUAAGUAUUUCGAUAUACAUUGAAAAAAUUAAAAAUACUUGUGGACAUGGCAUUCAUUGAAUAAUUGUGAAGCGAUACUUAGAAAUUGUGAAGCCCUAGACAGACAUUUAGGUGUUGUUGCAAAUUGCUAUUACGAACAAGCAAAAGAUAAUGCCAGCUAAGGAAUUAUUCCUGUUUAAGCAAUGACUUGAAUUCAUUAUACACCCGCAAACGAAGUUUUAAGGAUAAACCGGAAUCACUUUUGUGCUAGAAACAUAUCUGAAGUGAACCAAUUAAUGUUUGAAAACCCUUCUUCAACAGUUUAAAUUGAAUAGCAGACUUAACUUAAUCAAAUUUCUCUUUCAGGUUACUAUUUUUGCGCCUCGAUAUGACUCAGGUCUAUCUUAAGGUCUCAGGUUAUUUACAAACACUAGAUGGCUAAUGGAAUUACCUCUGUAGUAAAAGAUAUACUUUUUUGUAUUCUUUCAUCGUUUCAGAAAUCGCUCUACCUCACUGUCUGUAACAUGAUCAUUUUAUAAUGGGUAUUUUAGAACAAGAGAUGAUAUUAUAAUAGUACUUGUAGCCAAACAUUAUUUUUAGAUUUAUGUCCUUGAAGGUCCUCAAUUGAAUAAAUUCUUGUAAAUAUA